Messenger RNA from Letharia lupina, 2787 nucleotides. RefSeq lists its product as uncharacterized. The transcript has a single exon. Bases 1 to 2787 code for a protein of 928 amino acids. Lineage: Eukaryota; Fungi; Ascomycota; Lecanoromycetes; Lecanorales; Parmeliaceae. The record is from RefSeq and is a predicted model, not a curated record.
AUGGCCGAGGUGUUGCCUACGCAACCUCACCUUGGCAUGGACAUAGCCAAGGGCAGAGACACUUCGGGGCCAUUACCAAACCCUUGUUUCGUAUUUCCCAUGCAACCUGAGAUUACCAGUGAAGCCAGCUCUCACGCGAGAAUCCCCUCGAAUGCGGAUGCUACUGGGUCUCGACGUUCGCCAGGUCGUUCAAGACCUCAACGCAUAUCAAUCAACAAGCUGCCAGCAUUCGAUUUCAGUCCUGCUGUGUCAAGUCCAAACGAUCGUACUCCAAGUCCAGCACGGUCUCCGACGAGAAGAACCCCUCCUAUCCACCAUGGACAUCGGAGAAAUAACAGCGAGUACGUUGGUGGCGAUGUUACAAAUGGUGGACCGGUGCUGGUAAGCGCGAGUCCCACAAAAAGUGAACAGCCUAGUGAAAGCAAUACUUCGGGUGAUGGCGGUGCAACUGGUGGCCCUUCAGCUGUGGGUACGACCUCUACGGAAAAAGAGGGAUUAUCGCAUCCGCCGCCUGGGGCCCGACUCGGCCCUCCCACGAGCAGGCGUGGUCAUGCUCAUCGGCGCUCUGGUGCGAUAUCAAGUCACGAUCUCUCGAUGAUUCUGAAACCUGCGUCUGAGAUGAAAGGUGGCAGCGCACCAACAACACCUUCAGAUUCUAUGUUCCAGCGACCUCUUCCUCCGGAACUUGACAGAUCCAUUUCCCAGCCCGAACCUACGACCUCUACCCAGGAAUCACUAGUUUCAGCAUCACAAGAUGAGCAAUCACCCGAUGCUGGACUGCCACGUUCUUCUCGAGUGGGGUUCUCCGAUGUCUUAGAGUUUAUUCCACGGCCAUUGUCAACGAUCUCUUCUGAGACGUCAAGCAGCAUGUCAACUGUUCGCGCCAGCCAUUCGGUCUCCAACAGUAUCACGUCCGUGAUCAGUGGAGGCAACUCGUCAAGUCCCCAGUCCACCAUCGGUGCGAGGUCUGGCCGCAGACCCACACUAGAGCAAGAUCUGUCUAGAGUCAGACCAGAUACUGCUGGCAAUUCUCCCCCUCGUGCAUCCCAUGACUGGCAAUGGGACUUCUCGGGAUUGGACUCUUCGGUGAAGCGCCCCUCUUCAGCACCUGCUGGGGGCUCUCCUUCUAAAGGCGCAAACGAGUCUUCCGGUCCCUUAAUUGUGGAGACUCACCGCCAAGCCGCCAAUGAUCCGUUCGCGACAUCUCCAGUUUCAAUGUCUCCUGAAAUGUCCUAUAAGACCACUUCCUCUCCGACAUCAAGAGCCGCCAACUUUCAAGCUCAAAGGCGGCGUCCAUUUUCGCCAACCAUGAGACCAAGGACGUCCCCCGAACCCAAAGUAACUAAGAGACAGCGGAAAGGAAGAUCAUGGGCUGGUCUCCUCUCUCGCAAGGCAAAGCACCAUGAUCCCAGAGCAGACUUCGUCAAUUGUCGCUCACCCACGCCUCCCCUACGACAACAUACACCAGAAGCCGAGUUCUCGCUCGAUGACGUGUCUUUCGACGAAGAUACCACUUGCAUAAUUGAAACCGCAUCUUCCGAAGCCUCUAAGCUGCCAAGAAUACAGACCAAUUACGCUGCUUGGAAACCCCGAGAGACGAGUCCACUUUCAGAGACAGAUUCCUCAGCCUCCAUGCUUGAUAUCGACGCCGCUCUCGAAUCUUUUGAUUCUCCGAGCACAGGACCUGCCUUCGAAGAUGUCAUCUCCGGAGGUGUUUCAGGUUCAAAGCGUCGGAUGCACAGCAGUGGGGUCACUGGAGGAUUCGCAGGCCCAGGAAUGCACUACCAUCGUCGAGCUGAGAGUGCCCCUGAAAUGGAGACCAUCGAUCGCUCCAAAUUUGGGUUUCCACGUCUUGGUAGCAAUCCCACCAUGGCCAUAGAGGAAGAAGAGGAAGAAGAUGACGAAGAGGAGUCAACUUCGAAGCCGACGAACGUAUCCGCAAAAUCAGAUCAAGAGGAGCUGCAAGACGAUCAGGCUCCGGGCCUCGGUGUCAACAUUGUGGAAGCGGAAAGCAAUACUGAUCGACCAAUGCAGCGAGGCACGCGGCGACCCUCCAAGACAUUUGCUGAGAAUGAUAAUUCAGCUACUAGGUCAAUCAAUAAGCUAGACAUCCCUGAGGAGUUUAGUCUGGUUGAGAUUGUCGGCGCGGACGAAGAGCCUCGGUUUUCUGUUAUCACCAAGUCGUCAGACGAGUCCACAAUUACUCCAACAUUGUCUCACGAUCCAUUAGACACACACCCUGUUACUGCACCUCUCGAUUUCGCCAUGCCGACGCCCGCUUUGACCUAUGACGGAACACCAGAAACUCCAUCUGCUGUGUCUUCCCCUGACUUCUCCAGGACCUCCUUUGACAUGCCUCGCAUGCAUACCGCCUCUUCCUCCAUCACCGAUAGAGCAACGCUUAAUUCAUCUCGGGCCGGAGAUCAUGUUCUGACCUUGCACAGCUCCCUCGACGACGUGCCCUCGCUUACAAGUAGCGCCUCCACAAUGGCAAGUGGUCACCCGCCUCGAAUUUCGAGCAGCGCAAAUACCUGCUCGUCGGCUGAUCGCUCGGGCUCGUUCUCGGCUCCGGUUCCUGCACGUACGCGACCCGUAUCGGCAGGCAAGCGCAAUAGUCUUGCCAGUCUUACUCGAUUGGUCGGUGGAGGCUCGUACAAUAGAAGCAAAUUGAACAUCGAGGAAUGUGUUCAGCCUGAUAGUCCAGAGAAAACGGAAAAGAAGAAAGGGAACCGGAUCAGUCGGUUGAUGAAGUUCUGGAAGUCAAAGGAGAAGGCAUCGUCUUCAUAA